GCAGGAGUAGCAUUUGAAACUUGCACAAAUUGAAUUGAAUAAGACCCCCCAACCAGCCAACCUAGAAGCUACAUCCAGACAAAAACAACUAAAAGUAUCCCUAUAGGAGUAAAAUGGAAGGCGAAGCUAGCAGAUUUGAAAUCCACACUCCAGUUUUUAACAAGAAAAAGAAAAAGUAUUCUGUUGAUAAGGAGAGAUAUCAGAAGUGUUCCAGUGAAGGCUUCAGAGACUCCUCUCUGGCAAAUGAACAGUCUCAAAUAACUAAGAGGAAAAAAAAGAGAAAAAAUUUCCAGGAACUUAUUUCUUCUCCCUUGAAGAAAUCAGAAAUCUGUGAUGAAACUGAAAAGGCCAGUUCCACAUCCAAAAAAAAUAAAAAGAGAAGAAACAGUGCUUUGGAGGUAGAUGAGGAAACAGGUGUUACGUAUGUCCUUGUGGAUAAAGAAAACAUUGAAAACAUGCCAAAGAAGAAUUUGGAAAAGGACAUCGAUAUUGUUUAUGUUGAUAUGAGCAAGGAACAAGAGUCAGCAAAAAUGCCUGAAGCAGAUGAAUUGCAUUCAGUAACUAAGUCCUUUAAAAAUGAGUCAGAAGAACUGCAUGAUAAAGUUAGGAGAAAAAAGAAAAAAAAAAGGAAGAGGGAAGAAGCAUCCUGUGAUGUCCAGGAAAACCCAUGUGAGAGCAUUGCCUUGCCCCAGUUGGAAUUACAUGGGCCGGAAUCCCUGCUCUCUGUGGGCCUAGAAGAUGAAAUUACAGACCUACCAGUAUCUGCUGAUAAAAACAAGUCUAAGAAAAAAAAGAAAAAACUUGCACAUAACCAGGAAUAUGAGGCAUUGGCCGUGCCUGAGAUUCUUGAGAAUGUGUACUCUGAAAGAACACAAGUCAUCGGUGAGAUUAGUACUGUAGAAGACAGAGAUGCACUUAGAGAGAUCAAGGAAUCUGGCAGUACAAAGAAAAAGUCUAAAAAAAAGAAGCAAAGGUCUUCUGUUGAAAGUACUGUAGCUUCUCUUGAUGAUUUUUCAGUGCUCAAUAAGAGCUCUGAGAACAUACUCUUUGAUUCACUGGAAAGAAAUGACACCUUGAUUGAACAAGGUGUGAAACCCAGGAUCAAAAAGAAGAAAACCCAAUUCUCUUCGGAAGAGAAUUGUGAGGAAAAGGCACAGAGAUUAGAAUCUGCAAAUGAAGAAGAAGGCAAUUUGGAAUCAGCUAAAGAUUCUGAAACAAAAUAUUUAUCUGAAGAUUCAGGAGAUUCAGAUGACUCAGAUGUAGAUUUGGAUUCUGCCAUAAAGCAGCUUCAAGAAUUUAUUCCUGAUAUAAAGGAAAGAGCUGCCACUACAAUUAAGCGAAUGUAUCGGGAUGACUUAGGACGGUUUAAAGAAUUUAAAGCACAAGGUGUCGCUAUUAAAUUUGGCAAGUUUUCUGCAAAAGAGAAUAAACAGUUGGAAAAAAACGUGGAAGAAUUUCUAUCCCUGACAGGAAUUGAGAAUGCAGACAAGCUGCUGUACACUGACAGAUAUCCAGAGGAAAAAUCAAUAAUCACUGACUUAAAAAGAAAAUAUUCCUUUAGAUUGCACAUUGGUAAGGGCAUUGCUCGGCCCUGGAAACUAGUAUACUAUAGAGCAAAGAAGAUGUUUGAUAUUAAUAAUUACAAAGGCAGGUAUAGUAAAGGAGAUAUGGAGAAGUUAAAGAUAUACCAUUCCCUCCAUGGAAAUGAUUGGAAAAAAAUUGGUGAGAUGGUGGCCCGAAGUAGCCUCUCUGUUGCCCUGAAAUUUUCCCAGAUCAGAAGUCAAAGAAAUCGUGGUACUUGGAGUAAAACAGAAACCCAGAAAUUAAUUAAAGCUGUUGAAGAAGUUAUUCUAAAGAAAAUGUCUCCUGAGGAGUUAAAGGUUAUGGAUUCUAAGCUCCAAGAAAAUCCUGAAAGCCGCUUAUCAAUUGUUCGGGAAAAACUCUACAAGGGCAUAUCUUGGGUAGAAGUGGAAGCUAAAGUGGAAACAAGAAAUUGGAUGCAGUGUAAAAUUAAGUGGACUGAAAUUCUAACCAAGAGGAUGACUAAUGGUCGGGAUGUGUACCAUGGAGUCAAUGCCCUACAGGCCAAAAUCAACCUUAUUGAGAGACUAUAUGAAAUAAAUGUGGAAGAUGCUAAUGAAAUAGAUUGGGAAGAUCUUGCUAGUGCCAUAGGUGAUGUUCCUCCAUCUUAUGUUCAAAAUAAAUUUUAUAAGCUGAAAGCUACCUGUGUUCCCUUUUGGCAGAAGAAGACUUUUCCAGAGAUUAUAGAUUACCUUUAUGAGACCAGUCUACCUUUGCUUAAAGAAAAGUUAGAAAAGAAGAUGGAGAAAGCAGGCACUGAAAUCCAGACUCCUGCAGCACCAAAGCAAGUUUUCCUAUUUAGUGACAUCUUUUAUUGUGAAGACAACAGUGAGGGAGAAGACAUAGAUGAAAACAGUUAAGCAGAGGUUACCAUUUUCUUGUUCUUCUUAGUUUGGUUGUAUGUAUAUACAUAUACAUGUGUCAGCAAACCUAUUUUCAGUGCUGGUGUUUAUUAAAGAAUGUGCAAUUUGAUAAUUUGUAUUAUGCAGCAUUAAAAAUUUAUUAAUGUGUUCAUAUUAAACUUUGAAUGUGAAAAGAAA
Choloepus didactylus (southern two-toed sloth) is the source of this 2621-nucleotide messenger RNA. It is a transcript of the gene TTF1, whose product is annotated as transcription termination factor 1. The record is from RefSeq and is a predicted model, not a curated record. The transcript has 11 exons. Lineage: Eukaryota; Metazoa; Chordata; Mammalia; Pilosa; Megalonychidae. Bases 114 to 2441 code for a protein of 775 amino acids.